Messenger RNA from Cuscuta epithymum, 1495 nucleotides. The record is from the annotation of a GenBank genome assembly. Lineage: Eukaryota; Viridiplantae; Streptophyta; Magnoliopsida; Solanales; Convolvulaceae.
CCAUCACACAAUCCUCCAUAUUCUGUCUUCCUUCGUUGCAUCUUUGAGUUCGCCGGAAUCCCGUUGGGAGCGAAGAACCGUUCUCUCCUGGGAGACGCUUGCUACGUGUGUCGGGCACAAACGUCUUAAGGAAACAAUGUUUACGUUGGGCUCGGUUACAAUUUUUUUGUAAACAGAAUGGGAGACAAAUGAAACAUCACUUUUCCAAAAGUUUCACCGCUCACUACUGUCCAUAUCAGUUUUCUCGCGGGGAGAAACCUAGCAAAUUCAACGGUCAUGAUUUCAAACGUUGGCAACAAAAAAUGAUGUUUUAUUUAACAACGUUGAAUUUGGCUAAGUGUCUCUCCAAAAGCCAACCUAUUUUAGAGGAAGGCGAGACUGAUAAGGAGAAAGUAUUCGCGGUGGAUGCGUGGAAGUAUUCAGAUUUCUUGUGUAUAAAUUAUCUCUUAAACGGGCUUGAUGACUCCUUAUACUCCGUAUAUGCCGAUAUCAAGACGACAAAAGAAUUGGCGGAUUACUUGAGAAAAAUACAAGAUCGAGGAUGCCGGAAAAAAAGAAAUUUAUUGUCAGUCAUUUCUUGGACUUUAAAAUGGUUGAUCACAAAUCGAUUGUUUCUCAAGUUGAAGAAUUUCAAUUUAUUCUUCAUGAAAUUCACGCUGAAAGUAUGUCCUUUAGCAAGUCCUUCCAAGUGGUUGUGGUAAUUGAAAAAUUGCCUCCCAAAUGGAAAGACUUCAAGAAUUAUUUGAAGCAUAAGUGUAAGGAAAUGUCCCUAGAGGAGCUCAUUGUUCGUUUAAGGAUAGAGGAGGAUACCCGCAAAUCCAAGCAUAAGGCUGGACGAUCUAAUUCCAUGGAAGCGAAAGCAAACAUGGUGGAAGCGGGAUCCAAGAAGGGGAAGAAGAGGAAGCACGAUGACGAGGGGAAGAAGAGGAAGCACGAUGACGAAGGAAUAAGUGGAGCCAAACCUUCGUCAAAGGAAUUUAAAGGUAAGUGCUAUAAUUGUGGCAAGCCCGGUCACCGUGUAAAAGACUGUCGUGCCCCAAAGAAAAAGAAAAAGGGUCAAGUCAACAUGGUUGACAACCUCUGAAAAUUUUGGAUGAAUGAACUUAUGCUCUGUAAUCUCUCAAUGCAACUUGGUGCGAAACACCAAAUUGUGGUAUGUUGAUAUAGGAGCUACCCGUCAUAUUUGCACUAACAAAUGAAUGUUCUCCGAUUAUCAACCCGUUGAUAAUGAAGAACAAAUCUUUAUGGGUAACUCAUCCGCUUCAAAGGCGGAAGGUCGUGGCAAAAUUGUUCUUAAGAUGACAAGUGGAAAACCACUUACCUUGACUGAUGUGCUACAUGUCCCCGACAUACGUAAGAAUCUGAUUUUGGGCUCCCUCCUUAGCAAGAAUGGCUUCAAGCUUGUCUUUGUGGCUGACAAAUUUGUACUUGCUAAAAAUGAUGUGUUUGUAGGGAAGGGCUAUCUCAAUGACGAUUUCUUCAAAAUGAAUGUACU